This is a messenger RNA of Peniophora sp. CBMAI 1063, 1251 nucleotides long. NCBI's taxonomy places the organism in Eukaryota, Fungi, Basidiomycota, Agaricomycetes, Russulales, Peniophoraceae. The record is from the annotation of a GenBank genome assembly.
AUGACACCGUCCAAUACCUUGAUUCUCCCUUCCGAUGCGCCCUCUCGUCUAGCGCGCAGGAAAGGCGGCGGUGGGAAAGGUGGCGGCAAGAGCUCUAGCUCUAAAGGAGGGAGCUCGGGUAGCUUUGGCAAAUCGACGAGUAGCAGCACCCACACAUCCUCGAGCAAAACCAUAUCUACGCCCCAUCUUCUGGGAGGGCAGGCGAGCGCCGUCACAUAUAGCAGUGGUGGUGGCAAGACAUCGAAGAUCACCAGUGGUGCAUUCGAAGGGCGCACCGUCGGCGGUGGCUCACGAUCAGGGAUAUACGGAACGAGCGUCUACGGAAGUGGCUACCCAAACCGCCCCUUCGGAAGCAGUGGCGUCGUAGGCCAACCGUUUCCGUACUACUACUACCCUCUGGUUUGGGAAACACCUCCUACAUCGUCUUAUCCGCCGUACCUGAAUGCGACUAGUGAAUAUGGAUCGCCCUCAAAUGGCUCACGCCCCGGUGGCGUGCUCAUGCAAGCUACGCUGCGAUCCAACAUCACAAACUCCACUUUCCACUUCCUCGCCGACAACAGCACAGUGCUCGCCGUCCUACCCCUCAUAAGAGCGAACUGCUCCCUUCACGGCAACCUGAAUAAUGCGACGUCAUCCUCAGUUCCCUUUGCGUACACCGAAGAAAACUCAACUUCUCCGCACGCUGUUGACGCCGUGCAGUACUAUCGCGCCAGCUCUGCUGUUCUGACGUUGGAAGGCUACAAUAACACGGUGGUGUUAAGUAAUGUUCCCAACGCUACGGCGUUGCCGCUACCUGCUAGCGUAGAUCAGACACUCUUGACGUGCUUGAAUGCCACUAUCGGGCCUGCCAUUCCACUCGUCGACGCUCCCGCAAAGUUCCACUUGAGUGUGGGAGGAUAUAUCUUCAUCGUCAUAGCGGGUUUGAUCGUACUCUUCUUUCUUGCAUUCCUUGCUCUCUGCAUCACUGUGAAGUGCUGUGAUUGGAAGGACAGUAGGUCUGAGAAGAGGAGCUUCAGAGCAACGCUCGUGCAGAUCAUGGCACUCUGUCAGAGGAGGCGCCCUACGGAGAGAGUCAACUACCACAAUGUACCAAAUCCGGACACUCAGGACGCCCAUCCCGCGAUGAAACAAUACCCGCACACUAUGUAUACCCUUCCCCCUUACGACCCUCCACGGACAGUUACCACCGGACGCAAUGGAACCCUUGAGUACCACUUUAAUGUUGAACGAGUCUCCCCUGCUGUAGCAUAG